AUGCCGGAGACCGCCACGACGCUCGCAAUUGUAUCUUCGGCCUCCACCGUCGGCCUCGCGCUCUACGCGCUGAAGCUGCGCGUAGAGCUGGCGGCCUCCGCGGCCGGCAAGAAGACGGUCAAGACCGUGACAAAGACGACGGUGCGCAACGCCAGCGGCGACAAGCUCUGGACGGCCGAGGAGCUCAUCGCCGAGCGCCGCAGCAUCUUCCCGCCCGACUACGACAGCUCGCGCCAGGUGCCGCGCGCGGUGCUCGACAAGAUGCUGGAGAGCGCCAACUGGGCGCCCACGCACGGCCGCACGGAGCCCUGGCGCUUCGUGGUGUUCGAGUCCCCCGAGAAGCGCCUGGAGCUCGGCGAGCUGCUCGCGGGCGUGUACAAGAGCAAGGUGCCGGCCGACAAGUUCCUCGAGACCAAGUACAAGAAGAUGGUCUUCAACUGCACGGCCUCCUCGCACGUCAUCGCCAUCUGCAUGAAGCGCCAGAAGAGCGGCAAGAUCCCCGAGUGGGAGGAGAUGUGCUCCGUGGCCUGCGCCGUGCAGAACAUGCACCUCGUGGCCACCGCGCACAACGUCGGCGCCUACUGGAGCUCAGGCCCGCCGAUCACCAUGUCGCAGGAGAUGAAGGACCACCUGAGCCUCGGCGAGGAGGACAAGUGUCUGGGUCUGUUCUACGUCGGCGUGCCCAAGGAGGGCGCCAAGAUCGCCAAGGGCGCGCGCAAGCCCAUUGCCGAGAAGGUCACGUGGUUGGCUUAG
Molecule: messenger RNA, 753 nt
Organism: Phytophthora sojae
Lineage: Eukaryota; Oomycota; Peronosporomycetes; Peronosporales; Peronosporaceae
Exons: 1
Coding region: 1-753 (250 amino acids)
Molecular function (GO): oxidoreductase activity
Source: RefSeq, a predicted model, not a curated record